CAAUUUGAAUUUCAGUUUUUCCUUGCAGUGGCAAAUUAUGGAUCCUUGAAAUCUGUCCCGUCCAAUUCCACAAUUUUCAAGUGGAACAAUAAAUCUCGCAAUUUUGUCGUCUACCAAGCUAUAUUACAACCUUUUAAUUUAGUAAUUGAAGCUAUGUUAUAGCCUAUCUAAUAUGACAAUAAAAGCUAUAUUAUAACCAUCUAAUCUAGUAUAAUCAUAUUUACCAUCAACACUUUUCCUCACAAAACUGCUGCUAAUUUUUAUAUAAGUUUAAUAGUGUAGUGGGGUAUUAAACAAUAAUUUGCUCAAUUAAUUAGCUUCAGCUUUAAGUGAAAAAUAAAAUUUGGGGGGUUUUUAAAUUUUACUUCCACCCAUUUCGUUUCUGUUCUUCUGAGCUUUGUUUGUGUCAGGGACUUGUGCCCACUCUUAUUCUUGUCUUUUCCUUUUAAUUGGGAUACAUGUAUAUACAUUAUUAUAUUAUGACAAUUUAAUGUAUACUUAUAUGAAUGGUUUUGUUUUUUUUUUGUUUUUUUUUUGUUAUACUGAUGAAGGCAUUUGCAGAAACAUAUACAUUUGUAUUCUGUAUAGUCAUUAUUAAAGCUGAACUUAUAUUGUUUUAUUUAGACAAAUUGUUUGCGUCUCACUAGUCAAAAAAUUGUUUUGCCGGUCAAAUAUUGAAGUCUCACUUUCUCAAUAAAGAUAGUAAGAUAGAUAGAUUCUAAAAGAAUUACGUCUAUCUACAGAUGGCAACAGCUUAACAGAUUCUGUUGUAUACAAAUGGUCCUGGUAGCACAGAGAGUUCUUGGAGCACCAACCCCUGCCAACCAUUGGUGCCUACGACUGGACACAUUUUACCGUGGCCGACUACCAUUUCCUUGUAGUGGCCAACGCUUUCACUGGCGAAAGCACUCUGGCCUUCUCGGUCCUCUACAUCUGGCAGGGGGACAAAUGGGUGGAGUUUCAGACAAUGGAGGCAAGU
Messenger RNA from Lymnaea stagnalis (great pond snail), 979 nucleotides. Lineage: Eukaryota; Metazoa; Mollusca; Gastropoda; Lymnaeidae. The record is from the annotation of a GenBank genome assembly.